Molecule: messenger RNA, 1674 nt
Organism: Lepus europaeus (European hare)
Lineage: Eukaryota; Metazoa; Chordata; Mammalia; Lagomorpha; Leporidae
Gene: CPNE4
Product: copine 4
Exons: 15
Coding region: 1-1674 (557 amino acids)
Biological process (GO): cellular response to calcium ion
Cellular component (GO): plasma membrane
Molecular function (GO): calcium-dependent phospholipid binding
Source: RefSeq, a predicted model, not a curated record
AUGAAGAAGAUGAGCAACAUUUAUGAGUCAGCUGCCAACACGCUGGGAAUCUUUAACAGCCCCUGCCUGACCAAAGUCGAGCUGCGUGUGGCGUGCAAAGGCAUUUCCGACCGAGAUGCCCUUUCCAAACCAGACCCCUGUGUCAUCCUCAAGAUGCAGUCCCAUGGGCAGUGGUUUGAGGUUGACCGGACGGAGGUGAUUCGCACCUGCAUAAACCCAGUGUACUCAAAACUGUUUACUGUGGAUUUCUACUUUGAAGAGGUCCAACGUCUGCGGUUUGAAGUCCAUGACAUCAGCAGUAACCACAACGGACUGAAGGAGGCUGACUUCCUUGGGGCCAUGGAGUGCACACUUGGCCAGAUUGUCUCCCAGAGAAAGCUGUCCAAAUCCUUGCUGAAACAUGGGAACACAGCAGGAAAAUCCUCUAUCACGGUGAUUGCAGAAGAAUUAUCUGGCAAUGAUGACUACGUUGAACUUGCAUUCAAUGCACGGAAAUUGGAUGACAAGGAUUUCUUCAGCAAAUCUGACCCAUUUCUGGAAAUUUUUCGCAUGAAUGAUGAUGCAACUCAGCAGCUUGUGCACCGAACUGAGGUUGUGAUGAACAACUUAAGCCCAGCCUGGAAAUCAUUCAAAGUGUCGGUGAAUUCCCUGUGCAGUGGAGAUCCAGACCGCCGGCUUAAGUGCAUAGUAUGGGACUGGGAUUCCAACGGCAAGCAUGACUUCAUUGGAGAAUUCACCUCAACAUUCAAGGAAAUGAGAGGAGCAAUGGAAGGGAAACAGGUGCAGUGGGAGUGCAUCAACCCCAAGUACAAAGCCAAGAAGAAGAACUAUAAGAACUCAGGCAUUGUGAUUCUGAAUCAGUGCAAGAUACACAAAAUGCACUCUUUCUUGGACUACAUCAUGGGUGGCUGCCAAAUCCAGUUUACAGUAGCUAUAGAUUUCACUGCCUCAAACGGGGACCCCAGGAACAGCUGCUCCCUGCACUACAUCCACCCAUACCAGCCUAAUGAGUACCUGAAGGCUUUGGUGGCUGUCGGGGAGAUUUGCCAAGACUACGACAGUGACAAAAUGUUCCCAGCAUUUGGGUUUGGUGCCAGGAUACCCCCAGAGUACACGGUCUCUCAUGACUUUGCAAUCAACUUUAAUGAAGACAACCCAGAAUGUGCAGGAAUUCAAGGAGUGGUGGAAGCCUACCAGAGCUGUCUUCCUAAGCUGCAGCUCUAUGGUCCCACCAACAUCGCCCCCAUCAUUCAGAAGGUUGCCAAGUCAGCGUCAGAGGAGACCAACACCAAGGAAGCAUCGCAAUACUUCAUCCUGCUGAUCCUGACAGACGGUGUCAUCACAGACAUGGCAGACACCCGAGAGGCCAUCGUCCAUGCCUCCCACCUCCCCAUGUCGGUCAUCAUCGUGGGAGUGGGGAACGCCGACUUCAGCGACAUGCAGAUGCUGGACGGUGACGACGGGAUCCUGAGGUCCCCCAAGGGAGAACCUGUGCUUCGAGACAUCGUCCAGUUCGUGCCCUUCAGGAACUUCAAACACGCCUCUCCAGCUGCCCUGGCAAAGAGCGUGUUGGCAGAAGUCCCAAACCAAGUCGUGGACUAUUACAACGGCAAGGGCAUUAAACCAAAAUGUUCAUCAGAAAUGUACGAAUCUUCCAGGACACUAGCACCAUGA